Dufourea novaeangliae is the source of this 2816-nucleotide messenger RNA. RefSeq names its product polynucleotide 5'-hydroxyl-kinase NOL9. Lineage: Eukaryota; Metazoa; Arthropoda; Insecta; Hymenoptera; Halictidae. Gene Ontology annotation, molecular function: polynucleotide 5'-hydroxyl-kinase activity. The transcript is spliced from 7 exons. The coding region runs from base 89 to 2722 and encodes 877 amino acids. The record is from RefSeq and is a predicted model, not a curated record. Gene Ontology annotation, cellular component: nucleus. Gene Ontology annotation, biological process: cleavage in ITS2 between 5.8S rRNA and LSU-rRNA of tricistronic rRNA transcript (SSU-rRNA, 5.8S rRNA, LSU-rRNA).
CCACAAUCAUUCCGUUACAUUUUGGGAACAUAGCCUAAUAUUCGUUUACAGUACAUUGGAGGUUAGCUCACGACAAUGUGUACUUUGCAUGCUAAAUCUUUUUCAAUUCAUAUCCACGGGUUUAUAUAAUACAAAUAUGAAGUGGAAGCAAACGAAAAAGGCAAAAAUAAAAGCCCGUAAAGUCCGCACAAAACAGACCAAAGCGGAACUGCCUCAGUAUAAGAGAACGAAUAAGGUUAUUCGAGUGAAACGAAAGUCUAACCCUUCAACGAUGGAUUCACUUUGUCUGAAAUCAAAAACUGGUCAAUGCACAUCAUUCAAUGCAAGUUCUUUGCAAAAUGAACAGUUAGACUCUAAACAUAAUGUCAAGCAAAGAAAGAAAAAAUCAUAUACUACUGCUAAGGGAUCUAGUCGUAACCUGCCAAAUUCUGUGGAUGUUUCCCUAGAGUCAAAAGAUGGCUCUACAAGUGCCAAGAUAACCAGUGGUAAAAACACUAAGCAGCAUCGUCGUAUUUCAAAUCAACAAAGAAACUUGGGUUCACCUGUAAUAAUCGAAGCCCUAUCAAAAACGCUAUCGUCACUGAGGAUACCAGAUAUGCUUAGACAAAGUCCAAAAUUAAAGCGUACAGAUAAUGCUUCUGAUUGUAUUCUACCAUACACACAGAACAACAGUUCUAAAAUGGAUGAUGCUUGUAUUAUCGUUGCUGAAUCGGUAAAUCCAAACAAUACCUCUUGUACACCAGGAAAUAUUAGGAUAGCGACGCCGUUGAAGAAGAAUCGUAAACCACGAAAAGAUAAAACACCGUUAAGGACCACGAAUAACAAUGAGAAUGGCAGCACAUGGGUUCCUAGCGAAUCACCUACUACAAUUGAGCAAUGCCUUGAAAAUGUUACACUUGAUACGCAUACUACAGACGUUACUAUACCUGAUACGGAAACUGAAAUUUCUAAUUUCCAACGAAACAGUACCGUAGAUGAUCAGAAUUCGUUACGAUUUUAUUGUUUAAGAAAUAAGGUUGUGGUCGUAAUGCCGGAAAAAACACGAUUCUGUUUCACUGGUAAAAUACUGUUGAAGGUAAUACACGGGGCGGUAGAGGUUUAUGGAUACCGUAUUUCCACAAACACAAAACCCAUCGAAAUCUACUCUCCAAGAGGAUAUAGUAGCGUCUCGAUCGAAACUAGUACCAAAUUUUCACAAGACACCGAGCCAGACAUUUGGGCGUCUCUAUCCGUCGAAGGUAUAAGCCGAGAUUUUGAGAAUAAACUGGUCGUUGACAUCGACGGAAUCCAAGACGGUACGGCAGUCAUACUCUUGACAGAUUUUAAAAACAAUUUAACGAAGUUUUUAGACAUCUAUUAUCCGUUCAGACUGUUUCCAAAAAUAAAGAACGUACCAUAUCAGUCUUCGACCGAUCCAAAGAGAGCGGAGGCGAUUCUCCAGUCGCACCUUCACGUCGGUAAUUAUUCUUACAAACAGUUGGUCGUGGAUGAACGGGUGACAAAAGAAAUCAGCGAAACAAUGUUGAACCGUUGGCACGCGAACGAAUGGUCGUGCACUAUAAUCGCCGGUGGAAAAAAUGUUGGGAAAUCCACUGCGACGCGUUGCUUGAUAAACAGUCUAUUGCCUGUUAGUAAGAAAGUCGUCCUUGUGGAUGUUGAUCCUGGCCAAACUGAAUGCACACCAGCUGGUUGCAUAUCGUACAGUUUAAUAGAGGAGCCCUUGAUGGGACCAAACUUUACGCAUUUAAAGCCUCCGGUUUUCCAAUUGUACAUCGGUGACGUGAACGUGACACGGUGCAUCACGCGAUACAUAGAGGGAAUUAAAAUGCUGGUCGAUAAAUUGAUCAACUGUCCGACCUUGUCACGUUUACCAAUCGUGGUGAACACUAUGGGAUUCACUAAUGGCAUUGGAUGGGAUAUCGCGGUGUUUACUAUAAAAUUGAUUCAACCUUCUCUGGUGGUACAAAUUAUGUCCGAGAAGUCCAAGAACAACUACCCUGAAUACUUGAGCAAAGAAGUAAUAAACAAACAGGAGCCUACAUGGGCCGCGUGGAGUGUGAACGUUGUCAACAGGUGUCGACCAUGUAAUCACGAAUUAUGCGUGACACAUUCACACGCUGAACGGAAAAGCGCUCCCGCGAACGAAACUUGGAAUAUGGAGCCGUAUCAGCAACGAGAGCUCGUCUUGAUCUCUUAUCUCAGCGAGAUCGUGCAGAAUCCUGAAAAUUCUACCUCUUGUUACGACGCCUUAUCGUUCAGCAUGAACGACGCUGUGCCGUAUGUAACGUCCUGUGCCUCGUUAACUAUUUCGAUUCCUCGAGCAUCUGUAUCGCCAUCGCAUGGUUUAAAUGUGCUGAAUGGUAACAUAGUUGCUUUGUGUGGAAUCGACGUGGAAGACGCAGCAUCGAACAAAACUAAUACCGCCUAUGGUCCUCGAGUAUUGAACAGAUUGCCACUUUGUUCUUGUUACGGUUUCGGAAUUGUCCGGGCAGUUGACGCCGAACAAGAAGAAAUAUACAUAAAUACACCGUUAUCGGCAUCCAUGAUGCAACAUGUAAAUUGUUUGGUGGGAUGCAUACCGGUGCCUGUGACGUUGUUGCAAUUGAACCAACAGAGAAACGUACCUUACACUGGUGGCAGCGACGUUUUGCCAACGAGCCGGGAACAUCGUAGAGGAUACUUCCGUACGAGAUACCAAAAAACGCAAGCUAACAAUUCGUAACGACACCUCGAAACACUUCGUAUCGCUGGGAGCAGAGUUGUACAUACCAACAACACUUGUUUCUAUUUCUCAAGAAUAAACGUUUUUAAUGACA